Messenger RNA from Thalassophryne amazonica, 1846 nucleotides. It is a transcript of the gene cbx3b, whose product is annotated as chromobox homolog 3b. The coding region runs from base 16 to 867 and encodes 283 amino acids. The record is from RefSeq and is a predicted model, not a curated record. Gene Ontology annotation, molecular function: chromatin binding. Gene Ontology annotation, cellular component: nucleus; pericentric heterochromatin. The transcript is spliced from 5 exons. NCBI's taxonomy places the organism in Eukaryota, Metazoa, Chordata, Actinopteri, Batrachoidiformes, Batrachoididae. Gene Ontology annotation, biological process: chromatin organization; negative regulation of transcription by RNA polymerase II.
UGUUCCGGACCACUGAUGAGCUCUGAUUGGUUGGAAGCGUUCGCGUCCCUGUCGUGUCCUCAUGGUUUUCCUGGCGUGACCUUUUCCCUUGGCAACCACUUCCUCCGAACAUCCACGGCCAUCUUUAAUUUUAAGUCAUUUGGGAAAAGUUGUUUUCCUCAUGUAGCAACGGUGACGGACGAAUUUCGCGCAAAAAGCGGCAUCGAGAGGCGCAGCGUGCAUGUAUUUAGCGCCGAUAAGUUCGGCACAGAAGAGCAGCGCCGCCGGCUGUCCGCAGAGACCGACCGCCACGCAGCAGCCAUGAGAAAGAAACAGACUGCCAAACAGAGGAAGACAGAGGAGACACCGGUUGUCCAAGAAUUUGUGGUGGAAAAAAUAAUUUGCCGCAGAAUCUUGAAUGGAAGAGUGGAAUACUUCCUCAAGUGGAAAGGCUUCACUGAUGCUGACAACACGUGGGAACCAGAGGACAACUUGGACUGUCCUGAACUCAUUGAAGAGUUUCUGAGAAACACUAAUCUGUCAGAAGAGGAUGAAUUCAUCCCCAAAGAAGAAAUGACCGAAGAGGAGACUGAAAUUUCAUUCCUGCAGUCUCAGCGGCAGGCUCACAUUGUGAGGCGUGAUGACAGCGCCUUCAAGCCAAGGGACCCGCAGUCCAACGCCCCCGCCGACUUUAGCACUUACCUCGAGCCUGAAUGCAUCAUCGGCUCCACAGACAGACAGGGAGAGCUCAUGUUCCUCGUCAAAUGGAAAAACUCUGAAGACGUGGCCUUGCUGCCAGCCCGUGAAGCCAGCACCCGGUGUCCCCAGGUGGUCAUCGACUUCUAUGAGCGGAAGCUGACGUGGCACUGCGGAGACGAGGAGCAGUGAAUUGCGCGUUGGCUACGGACAAACGGCUGCGAUCACACCUCUAGCUUAGUUUAACCUCCAUCAUGUUCCCUCCUUCAGCUGACAUUAGAGGCACUCCAUGUGAGGUGUGCAUGAACCUCGGCGGAGAUGAAUUUGAAGUGCUCUUGAUCCUGCGGUACUCGGCGAGGUCGCAGUGCCUUUGCGUAGACCACGAUGGAGACUGACGCUAACCUUUGUGUGCAGUGCAGCUGAUUGUGGAUCAGCCUCACUUGUAGCAGCUUUGGUCUCAUGUUAUCAUGUAGCAGACUCGAUCACUGUGGACGUGUGCUAUCGUUUGUUAUAUAGGGACAUAGUGUUCAUGCUCCUGUUUUAGCCGCGAGGCCCUACGAGUGAGUGGGGCCUUGGAUUUAAUGUCGCGUACACUGUGUGGGCGGAGUGCAGUAACUGCCGUUAAAUCGGCAGCCCCGUGUAGCUUUUCGGUUAGAGCUAAUAAAGAUUGUAGACGUGUUGUUGAAAUGUCUCUUGUUUGAACUCGUGCAAGGUGUUUAUAGCCACGCCUCUCCCUCUGUGUCACUGAUGACUCUAAAAUAGAUUGUUUCCCCAUAUUUCCAAGCAGCUGCUAGCUACCAAAUGCUGUGUAUGUUUUUUUUUCAGUUACAUGUACAAAAUAUUGCUCAAUUUUUGAACAGUUAUUUUAUGUGGUACUGUUUCCCAAAGUGUAUUAGCAAAACUAUUUAAAAAAAAAAAUCCUCUUGCUGAGGUAAAUUGAAUUAAAAUGAAAAAAUUGAAAAUUUAAAAAAAAAUUGUGCACUACUGUGACCAGCAAAAUUGUAAAAUGUAGCACUUUAAUUAGACUCUGUCCUGAGGUGACACAUCUCCCGUGAUUUUUAUGGGACUCAGCUGAACUUUCAACCUCUUGAAACCUACUGCUACUGAACCACUGUAAACAUUGACCAUGGUCUGUGAAGUCUGUGAAUAAAAAGACAUACAUUUAUCAGUC